Molecule: messenger RNA, 2909 nt
Organism: Exophiala dermatitidis NIH/UT8656
Lineage: Eukaryota; Fungi; Ascomycota; Eurotiomycetes; Chaetothyriales; Herpotrichiellaceae
Product: MC family mitochondrial carrier protein
Exons: 1
Coding region: 387-1556 (389 amino acids)
Biological process (GO): pyrimidine nucleotide import into mitochondrion
Cellular component (GO): mitochondrion
Molecular function (GO): pyrimidine nucleotide transmembrane transporter activity
Source: RefSeq, a predicted model, not a curated record
CCCAAAUGCUUCGCUCGCCCACUUUCAUCAUUCUCCAGUAUGACGGUCGUCUCCUCGAUCAACAGUAUUUUCUAAUUCAUUCGUGCAGUCAAUCACCUUAUAACCGCACGGCCGGCCACCCCUUCUUGCCGCUCCCUUCUCUUCCCUUUGUGUCGCCCUUCUCACAUGGCCUUUGUCCCACGCUGACAGGGUACUGCGUCGGCUUCGGCCAGACCCCGCAGUUUUCCAGGGCACCCGAAAGGACGGUGCAACGGAGACGACACCCGUCCCAACUACAUGCGCUCUUGUACCGCCUUGGAACCAAGACAUCCCUCUUGUCAAAGCUUCUCACCGCCAUGAUCACGCUAUUUCAGCUACCUGAACAUUUGUGAAAGGGACAUCAAGACAUGUCCUUCGAGCGAGACCCUGAACAAACACCCGCUAUCCUGUCGUCCCAAUAUGAUACGCCGAGCGACAAUCCAUCCACCUCCACAAACCGCAAUACAAUGCCUCCCACUGGCCCUAAAGACUCCAUUAUCUCCCGAAUACAGAUACAGUCGACACAAAUUCCGAAGGCGUGGAUCAGUCCCAUAUGCGGCGCCGGGGCUGGUUUCGCAUCCGGCAUAGUGACCUGCCCUCUCGACGUGAUCAAGACGAAAUUGCAGGCUCAAGGCGGCUUUGCUAGCAACCAUGGCAAAGGACCAAUGGCACAAACAAACCAGCUGUACAGAGGUCUUCUCGGUACCACCCGAGUCAUCUGGAAAGAAGAAGGGCUGCGGGGGAUGUAUCGAGGCCUUGGGCCCAUGUUGCUAGGCUACUUGCCCACCUGGGCGGUGUACCUAACAGUCUAUGAGAAGACGCGCGAGUUCUACUAUGAGCAAUGUGGCAGCUGGUGGGUGGCACGGUGCUACUCUUCGCUCACGGCGGGCGCGUGUUCGACGAUCCUGACGAAUCCGAUAUGGGUCAUCAAAACCCGUUUGAUGUCACAGAGCACCAAAGCUGCUAGCGACGGCAUGCGCGCCCCAUGGCACUACACAUCGACUUUGGAUGCUGCCAAGAAAAUGUAUCAAACCGAAGGCGUUCAAUCCUUCUAUUCCGGCCUCACGCCAGCACUCCUUGGUCUGACUCACGUCGCGGUGCAGUUUCCACUAUACGAGUAUUUCAAAAUGAAGUUCACUGGUUAUGGCAUGGGCGAGCAUCCAGCGGAAGACAGUGGUGCAAAUUGGGUUGGUAUCACUGCUGCCACAUUCUUGAGUAAAAUUUGCGCGAGCACAGCGACAUAUCCUCACGAAGUCCUUCGAACGCGUCUCCAAACCCAACAACGAACGUCCGGUCUAUCCUCGUCUGACGGUAUGGCCGUCAAAGCACGAUACACGGGCAUUUUACAUAUGUGCAAAGUCAUCCUCCAAGAAGAAGGCUGGCGUGCCUUUUAUGCCGGCAUUGGCACAAACCUAAUUCGUGCCGUGCCCGCCGCAAUGACCACCAUGUUGACCUACGAAUGGUUACAAAAGCUUAUCCAGGAAGCUCAAGCUAAAGGUGAAGAAUUGAAACGACCCGCCGAAGCUUAUCCGACAUGAAUCUUCUAUCCCUCUUUCCUACAAGAUGAACUCGACCCCAUUUGCAAGGCGUUGGUGGUGUAUGAUUUCACUUUGACACUUGACUUGUUCGACUGGAUUUGCGUCCCGAACAUCCACAGGCGACGUUAUCAAAGGUUGCAUUGAUUUACUACUGGGCGCGCCGGGCUUACAACCGUGACUUUCUUGCCUGGCGCAGCGAUGACGUCCUUGCCCACGAGUUUCAGACAUAUGAAUGCUUGAGCGCUGUUCCAAGGCGUGGUGCAUCUGAGAUUGAUGGGGUCCUCCGAGUCUGCACUUUCUCCUGCAUCUGCGCUACUAGAUAAGACGCCCCUCGACGGAUAGCUGAGCAUUGAGAUCAUAUGGCAGGUUCAUGUCCACUUUGUCACCGGAUAUCGGGCAGACGCAGAGAACGGGAGCCAUGGAUCCAGCUAUUUGCUUGCUUACUUGUUGGCCACAAGCCCCGUUUCCACUGCAGGUGAUGGAGGGAGGCCCGGACCAAGGACAACUUGGCCAGCACGAAUUGUAUUUCUUGGAUCAUCUACUUCCAGGCUCCCUCUUUCUUUUUCCCUUUUUGUUGUCCAAAAGAGAGAGAGAGAGAAGGAGAAAGAAGGAGUCUGCCAUCCAUCGAGAAAGUCCGGCCAAAGUCAGGAACCAGGAUCGACCUGCUUCGUACAAUGUGUGGAACCUGCCAUGUUCAUCCUGUUCAAGGAGAGUUCUCCUACGUGGUCCGGUCAUAAAUUCUCAGAUUCACCCUGUCGUCCCGGUGGCCAACAGCGCAGUGCAUUGCAAAGUCCAGUGGCCGGAUAGAAGAUAAUCUCAGACAUGCUUACAAGAGAGUUCAGAUACAGCGAUGGAAUUUGGUCUGUGGCUGGAAGAAACGGACGGGGACGGGGAUGUCUGGCUCCCCUGUGGCUGGCUAUUCUAACCUGGCGAGAAAAGUGCAUGAGGGCGGUACUAGUCUGGUGAUAACAAUGGCCAUCAAGCGCCGACACUGGCAUAGCACAAAGAAAGAAAGAGCCUCCGCCCCCGACGAAUCAACUUGAACAUGAAAUGAGAGAUCGAUUUGACUCUAUGAGUUCUUAAUCCCCUGUGAACACGCCCAGUAUAUCUUCCCUUCAAUUCCUGGCAUUGGAAUAUACAAACAACACUGUAAGGAGUACAACCGAGCAAUCUGAAUUAUUUCACGAUUUCAAUUGGGACUACUACACAGUCCAAAAAAUUUAGACCAUCAAUCAGUACAGUGCGGCGCUGCAUCCACUGCAGAAACAUGCAAAGCAAGCAUUUCCAACCCAGACGCCCCUUGAACCCAUAAACCAUAACCAUAAACAUGUAGGCGACUUAGACGAUAAGCCA